Sclerotinia trifoliorum is the source of this 4815-nucleotide messenger RNA. The record is from the annotation of a GenBank genome assembly. Lineage: Eukaryota; Fungi; Ascomycota; Leotiomycetes; Helotiales; Sclerotiniaceae.
AGAAUAAUAAGCUCUUCGUGGGUCUUGCAGCAUGUUCGUUCUUAAGGUUGAGGGCUGAAGGUUAAGGGAAAAGUGGUUUCUGGUAGGUUUCUGGUAAAGUUCUUUAAGGCUAUCUGUCAGCAACCAGAAGGGCGACAUUGAUAUAUGAGGGUAGCAAUACAACGAUUACUUUUACCCUACCCUUCAUAUUCUGUGCAUCGUACUCCUGGCAGUAAUACUUGGGAGGACUCGAUAUUGGACGAAUACUUUCUUAGUAUGGUUAUACAGCAUAUACUACACUACCAAACGACUGGGCGACCCGUGUGACGAGAGUAACACAUACCGAGUAAAAGGUCACUUACAUAUACAUCCUGUAAAUGAAAAGAGCCGCAGCGCUACACAACAAGUGAUCCUUUCGCCUUCUUCAUUUCUCCUCUAGACACAGACCUCACCUCCAUUCAUUUAUUCAUUCAAAGUAACUAUCUCCUACCUGGUUACCUUGCGCAAUCGUUCAAUUUAUCAUCUAGAUUAUUAACUAGUACAUCUUACAUUACAUACACAACGUUCUCUAUAUCAUAUCUUAUACCGCGAAUUGGGAUCAUUUCGUUGUUGGCAGAUUGGAUGAAACUGGAUACAGGAAAAACGGAUCGGAUAUUACGUACCUUUUGAUUGAUCGACAGAAGGCGAAUCUCUAUACACGUCCCUGAGAAUCAUAGACGCAGGAUUAUCGAUAAAGGUUAGAACAAGUGGAAGCGGAGUGGCCUCUGCGCAAACUGCCGGACUGGGAACGGUUCGUGAGUGAGCAAGGUCGUCCUUGGUUUGGUGGUGCGCCCAGAUAUACAUUUACGAACUACUCGCGAAGCUACCACAACAUCCGCGAACUACAGUCAAUAGUCGCGAGCUACGCUACGCUCGCAAGCUCCCGCCCACAUGUCCGACGAUUUCGCCGCUCCUGUAAAGGGCAUCAUAAAGGCACUAGAUGCGGGGAUCAAGUUGACGAAGAGGAUUUCGAGAACGGCGAGUCAUGGUCCAGAGAAUUUAAAAUAUAUCGCGGAGUUGGCACAGAAUUUACAAAGGACUUUGGAGAAGAAUUGUCAAGCUAUUACGGAUGCUUAUAGAGAUGCUGCGGGAUCUUGUGGUGAAGCUUUUGCUAAGGCUUUACUGGAGGAUGGUGAGUGUUAAGGAGGGCUAUGGAGUUUUCUGGGAGUUAUUGACUGAUGGUGUGGUAGAAUCUAUUUCAAAUCGAUUGAAGGAAGUUAGAAUUGAUCUUAGGGAUCAAAUUGAUGAAUGCCAAGAUUUCGAUGAGAACCUCGAAUCCUUUCAAGCAUCAGCUUUUACCAAUGUCAAACACCAAUCGAAAAGAUGUCGGACGGAAUGUACUUUUAUCUUCAACAAUCUUCGAGAUCGGAUAGAGCAGACGGAUCGUCAUCAUUUUCGGAUGGAGGAUAGAUCUCCCCCUUUGAGUCCCGCACAUUUACCGAUGAUGGAACAAUCUCCUCGAGGACCAUUGGCAACAGGAUUCUCAUAUCCUACCACUUCACCAUCUUCGCAAUUACCCCCUUAUUUCAACAAGCAAAAUAUCGAGGAUAGAGUUCCCGUAUCGAGUCCUUCCAAGAGUUCUCCUAAAAAGGAAAAUCCAUGGAGUUUAAGUGGGCCAUAUUUUGAUGUAGGGCCAAGAACUCCUCCUCGUGGUCAAUCCCCAGAGCCAAGUUAUCAAGAAUCGAUACAGGCUACACCUCCUCCUAAAUAUGGAUUUGAUACACCACCACCGAAGCAAGUAUUUAUAGCCAAAGAGCUCGUAUAUCAAAGGCUUAGCGCAAAUGAGGAAUUCCUAGAACGAAGAAAGCAGUCUCGUAUGUCGUUUCACAACGAAUUACGGAAAUCAGCGUCCUCGAUUGAAGAGAACAGGGCUAGUGAAAGUUUUAGUGAUGGAUCAAUGCUCACAUCUCCUCGGUCCUCAUAUUCGUCGACUAGUAGUCCGAUAGAAAGGCAUAGUUCUAAAGGGAGUGGAUAUGGUGAUUUAAUAGGAAGGAAAAGGAGUCAAGGACAGACAUCUCAAGGGGGAAGUUCACGGAAUGGUUCAUUGAGGGAUCGAGAUGCUACACCCGCAUCUUCGAGUACAACGAAGCCGGAUAAUGAAUACUUUCCUACUGCAUCAUUGAAGCCUCCAACGCCAAUUUCAGCAACGCCAUUAAGUCCAGGUAUUAGCGACUAUCAACCUUCGGAAUCUGGGACAUCAUUAUGGAUGAAAAGUCCAGUUAGUCCACCUAUGUCUGAUAUACAUGAUCCAGCUUCUUGGGGUAGAUUGGCACCUGCAACCACCUCUCCAACUUCUACUGCAUCACUAGCUUCCACACUACAACUGCCUGGUUUUGGAAAUGGGGUUGAAGAUGGAUUAGAAGUCGUUCCCACUUUUGAAAGUGGUUUAGAAGUUGUACCAACUCAAGAUCCUGAACCAGUACCAAUACAACCUUUAAAUCGCAUUCCAGAAAAUCGAAGUCAAAGUCAAUUAGCAAUGCAUAGAGCUAUCACUCCUUCAUUGAAAAGUUUAGAUUGUCCUAUGAGACAUGAUAGUUCAUUUUAUAAAUUUGACGGAUUUUGUCCGGGAGCGAAAUCGAUGAUUAGAGGGGAAACAGGAUUUAAAGUUGUUAAAAGACCUUCGGUAUGUAGGAUUCCUUUGUCAUUAAUUUGUCAAAAUUUCUUUGGAUAUUUGGUUCGCGUUUCCGCUAAUACUUAGGUUUGUUUUAACUGACAGAAGGAUCAGGGCCAUUAUAGUGCUACUUUGAGUGCGAGAUGUAUUAAAUGUGCCUAUGAAGUGGGUUGGAAUGAUGUGGAAAAGGAUAGAUUACUUGAUCGUAUGUACAACUUGUUAUUUAAGGGGGGAAGAAUGCUAAUGUCGUAUGGUUUCUAGGUUCUGGUAUAUAUUCUAAUACUGGUAUUCGAUGGCGUCAAAGAUUUAUCUCGAAAUGUCACCUUAAAACAACUUCAGUGGAUGAUCCUAUCUACGGUGUAAGCACUUCUCCCUCAACUCAGCUUUUAGGAGCAACAACUAACAUUCCACUCAGUGCAUAUUCUGCGUUGAAGAUCACCGCACAGUGGAAGACCAUGAUGCAACCGUCUUCUUUAGCGUAACAUCCCUUUUCCGUCACCUAGCUCGUCACCCUCGUCCCCUUCCACAAGUAGCAGGUAUAACAACUGUCUAUGGCAUUCAACCCCCUUCAGUCCUCGACUUCGAUAUUCAAUUCACCAUUCACGAACCCAAACUCUCUACUUACUGCAUGUCUGAAAUAGCAUCUAAAGUAGCUUCUCGUCCUUCGGCUCACGCAACGAUAACCCAUCAUCCAAAACCAACUGCUAAAACGUUUCGUGAUCCUGAUGGUCGAUCAACUAUGCAUUUUGCAGAUGGUGCAAAGAUUGUGGGAAUAACGUUCCCGGAACGUUUUCGUGGUAAUUGGUGUAUAGGUUAUCAUGAUGGUGAACGUGGAUCAUUUCACGCAACGGCUAUUUCUCUCCUCCCACCCCCGCGAGAUGAAGUCAAAAUUAAUCCUCAAAGUUCUCUUCAAGCAGUAGCUAAAUGGGAUUGGAGACCCAAAGAUAAAGAUGAAGGAUGGUUAAAAUUUUCAAAAGGAGAGAGAAUUUAUAAUGUAGGAUAUGCAUGGCAAGACCAAUGGUGCUGGAGUGGAUGUACCUCGAAAGGAAAAUGGGGUCUCUUUCCCAGCAGUUUCGUAAAAGAUCUAAUGAGUACCGAUUCAUCCUCUGGUAACGCAAAAGCAUCUAAAAUCCUAGGCACAGAUAUAGAGAAAAAAGAACGUGGGGGAUUAGGAGCAGCAUUUGGAUUUUCGGGAAGUAAACCUAGAAUGGUUAGUUUUCCACUGAGUAGAAAUAGAAGUGCGAGGACUGGGCAAAGUCCAGUGCAGAGGGACGAUAGGGAAAGGAGUGGUAGUUCGCUAAGUGGGUUUAUGGGAUAUGGACAUCAUAGGGCGGCUAGUGUGAGGAGUAAUGGAAGUUCAGCGAGUACGCCUAGUAGUCCGUUGGUAUCGGUGCAGGCGGGUCUGGAGGUUGAUAAGAGGCCGGGAACUGCUGGGGGGAAUUUAGGUGGAGGGAGUGGUGGGGAGAAUUGGUGGAGGCGGAGGUGGUUGGAGAAAAGUGGAGGUGGAGGGGAGGAGGAAGUGAGUAGUGGGAGUGCAAGUGGAGGAAUGGUAGGGAGUAGUUGGUUGAGGAGUUAGGUGUAUUAGGUGAAUUGUGGAAGAUUCAAGGAGGAAGGUGAUAAAGCUGAGAGCGGGAAGGAGAAGACAAGGGAGAAUGGAGGGGUGGAUAUAAGCCAUGAUAAUUACGACAUAUACGCAUGCACACACACACAAGACACACAAGCGAAAACCAAAGAUACGGCAACCGUCAGCUGAGGAAUAAUACAGUCGGUAUCGAGGCUGAUAUUUCACAUUUGAUAUUUCACAUUUCACAUUCGAUAUAGCUAGGAUAUUUGGUACAAGCCGGUGUUGAAAACAGGAAGGACAGGACUGGAUAGGACAGGACAGGACACGACACGACACGGAGUGGAUGAAACGCACAGCUUGCUUGCUUGCUUACUUGCUUGCUUGCUUGGAUUAUUGGAAUGGUUUGAGGUGUAUGGAUUUAUGGAGAUAUGGAGAUAUGCAUUACAUAUUAGGAUUGUUGCAUUGGAUAGGAUUGGAUUGGGUUUUCGGAGUGGAAUUUGAAUAGGAUAGGAUAGGAUAUUGGAUUUAUUGGAUACCAUAGGGGGUUUUUUUUUGGUUGUUGUAUUUGUUUUUUUAUAAUUGGUGUCCUUUUUCGGGGGUUUUAACUCUAGCUCUAUAUAUA